This is a messenger RNA of Diprion similis, 1934 nucleotides long. Its product is annotated as angiogenic factor with G patch and FHA domains 1. Lineage: Eukaryota; Metazoa; Arthropoda; Insecta; Hymenoptera; Diprionidae. Gene Ontology annotation, molecular function: protein binding; nucleic acid binding. The coding region runs from base 234 to 1832 and encodes 532 amino acids. The record is from RefSeq and is a predicted model, not a curated record. The transcript is spliced from 8 exons.
ACGCACUUUUGCAAAUAACUUUUAGGUUAUGUUCCUUUUUUUUUUUAGUUCAAGUUUUUACGGGAGCCGAGUAGUAUAAGCUUAUCAAAUAAUGCAUCUAAGAUUACUUGAUCGAACGCCGAUAAACUCGUAUUUUAUUCACUUUUUCCCGUCCUCUUUUUCAUAUCUUAAAUGGGUGUCCUAAAGUCAACAUUAAAACAAACAUGUUUUGACACGUCACAUUGAGAAGCGCGAUGGAAUUUUGUGAAAGGAACGACAGUGACGAUGUGACAUCGAUACCAGAUGAAGAUUAUCAAGAUGUUUUGAAGGAUCUUCCGCAAGUAUUAGAUUUCAUACGAAAACUACAAAACCACAUCAGAUGGCAGAGGAAGAAAAUAAAUAAACUGCGAAACAAACUGAACAGUUGCAAGAAAGGAAAAUUGCAAUCUGCCGAAACGCUACUCGUCGACUGUGCAACUCAGACGGAAUUAAGGAAUGCUGAUCAUAAUUCGGUUACCAGUCAAGACUGGAACUUGAGCAAGUUAGAAAAUGGAGAAAAUAUCGUCGAGCAGGUCACGAAAGCGGCAGAAUCUGCUCUACAGCAGACUGGAUUUGUUUACGAAGAAACGUCCGGACUCUACUACGAUUAUAAUACCGGCUAUUAUUACGAUGCGGAACAAGGACUUUAUUACGACGGAAACUCAGGGACCUAUUACUGCUACGAUGAAACGAGCAAAACUUACAAGUUUCACAGUCAAACUCAAGUCACGUCAAGCGAAGCAUCGGUACAGAAAGAGAAAAUUGAGAAAAAGGAGAAGCGAAAAGCCAGGAAGGCAAAUAAGGAUACGGCGAAAAAGCGAAAAAUCCUUGCAAGUGGGCUCGAGUCAGAUGACGAUGAAUACGAAGAGGGUGAAUGCUCAGCCAGUGAUAACAGCCUUAGCACGCAGGAUGUUGCUUCUGAAAUAUCCUCUAGUGACGAGAGCGAAAACGAAGUUGAACAAGAAUUGGCCAAAACCUAUCCACCUUGCAUUAGGAUUAUCGUAAAAGAAACCAGUUUACCAAAAUUGAAACCUGGUUCCUUAUUUCUUGUCGCUUAUACCGGUGGCUCAAUGGGCAGGGAAGGCGAUCACUCUGUACUAAUACAAGACAUCAACAUAAGCAAGCAACAUGCAAGAUUCCAGUACGACGAAGUAAAUAAACGUUACGAAAUCAUUGAUCUGGGUUCAAGAAAUGGGACCAUAUUAAACGGCAAACGAUUGUCGGUAGCAAAGCAGGAAUCCGAGCCGUUCGAGAUUGUGCACGGUUCUAUAAUUCAGGUCGGAUGUACGAAGUUACUUUGUCACAUUCACAACGGGCACGAAACCUGUGGUCACUGCGAACCAGGACUUGUCCAGCAAAAUGUCAACAUCGAAGGAAGUACAGCAAGAAAACAAAACCAGCACAAAUCUGAACUGAGAAGGUUGAAGUAUAAAUUUGGUGUUGAGAAAAACAACGUCAAAACAUCGAGUCAACUCGCCGCUGGGUACCAAGAUCGUGCUCAAGCAAGACGAGUACUCGUAGGAUCACUGAAUCACCAUGCAAAGACUCAGCAGAGCUCCGUCGACGUAUCGAUAGCAAGCGACAACAAGGGCUUCAAGCUUCUCUCGAAAAUGGGAUGGACGGAGGGUCAAUCGCUGGGAAAAGACGGUGAUGGCAGAAUCGAACCUGUACCAAUCGUGUCAAAUCACAAAAAAGCGGGGCUGGGUGCUUCGGAUGCCGGUAUGGUUCCGACUUUGGAUUCUGAUCCAAACACGGAAAAGAAACAGGCCAUGUGGAAGAAGACUCAGCAACGAUAUCAAGAAAUUCCUGACUGAAAAACUAAUAAUACCUUUUUAUAAUAACAAUAAUAAUAAUUUAAACACAUUCAUCAUCGUUUACCGCAAAAUUUACAGCCAUAAUCAAUUUAUUUUUCGAUC